AUGCCUCUGUUACCUCAGAUCUCCUUCACUCUUCCUCUUCUUCUCUCUCGCUCACGCUCAGAUCUCCUUCUCACCUUCUUCUCUCUUCUCUCUCGCUCAAAUCUCAAAGCCACCACUCCGCCGCUCCGCCGCUCCGUUGCUUUGCUUUCACGGUACCCUUCUCACUCUUCCUCUUCUUCUCUCUCGCUCAAAUCUCCUUCUCACAGUUCCUCUUCUUCUCUGUUCUCUCUCGCUCAAAUCUCAAAGCCACCACUCCGUGUUCCGCCUCUCCGUCGCCACCACUCCGUUGCUCCGCCGUCGCCACAUCUCCUUCAACGCCGUCGCUCCGUUUUCGCUGCCGAAAGCCAUGGCUGCAUCCCACCCUGCAACCCCAUCCCGUCACGCCUCCCACCCCGCAACCCCAACCCGUCACGCCUCCCACCUCGCAACCCCAACCCCACCACCAAUCGCCACCAAACCGGACGCGAUCUCACUCCAUCAGCGGACACGAUCUCAGAUCUAGUGUUGUUCGUGGACCGCCUGGUGCGGCCCGUGCCAGUGGUGGAGCCGCUGGCCUAG
Messenger RNA from Vigna umbellata (rice bean), 558 nucleotides. The record is from RefSeq and is a predicted model, not a curated record. NCBI's taxonomy places the organism in Eukaryota, Viridiplantae, Streptophyta, Magnoliopsida, Fabales, Fabaceae.